Messenger RNA from Gadus macrocephalus (Pacific cod), 3069 nucleotides. RefSeq names its product SprT-like N-terminal domain (gene sprtn). NCBI's taxonomy places the organism in Eukaryota, Metazoa, Chordata, Actinopteri, Gadiformes, Gadidae. The record is from RefSeq and is a predicted model, not a curated record. Gene Ontology annotation, molecular function: metalloendopeptidase activity; polyubiquitin modification-dependent protein binding; single-stranded DNA binding. Gene Ontology annotation, cellular component: nucleus. The transcript has 5 exons. The coding region runs from base 251 to 2110 and encodes 619 amino acids. Gene Ontology annotation, biological process: DNA repair.
CUUUUCGGACCAGUGCAACCAAGAUGUCUAUGAGUGCAACCACAAAGCGAAACGUCAACAGAGAACGGUCUGAAAGAAUUUGGCUCCUGCUCUUACUGUUAACUAUAUAUUCACCCCUUUUCAUGUCGUCGUUUUCAUGGAAGAAUUACUUUUAUCAUCGUCUACCAGCGCAUAGUGAUGUAACGUUAACCUUUGCGAGCUAGCUAUACUCAUUGUUCUGGCCAUCCCUGACACUGACAUCUAUUUCAACAUGGACGAAGACUUUAUGGUUGCUCUGCAGCUGCAGGAACAGUUCGACAACGAAUAUGAAUCCUCCUUAUUAUCACCAACGAACUUUGAAGAGAAUAGCGUUGAGCAAAGUAGUAAAAAAAGAAAAAUAGAAUCGGGGGGUAAUGGUAUUCCCUGGACAAACCGAGUGGAAAGGCCGAUGUCCAUCGUGGAUGAGUCCUGGGAGAUCUUGGACCCCAGCCCUGAUGUUCGAGCUAUGUUUUUGGAGUUCAAUGCCAUGUUCUUCGAGGGCAAACUCAGUGGAGUCGAGGUCAAAUGGAGCCCAAGAAUGACACUUUGUGCAGGUGUGUGUUCUUACGAGGGCCGCGGUGGACUGUGUUCAAUUAGACUCAGUGAGCCGCUAUUGAAGCUCAGACCCAGGCGGGACCUGGUGCAGACUCUCCUCCAUGAGAUGAUCCAUGCGCUGCUGUUUGUGACCCAGAACAACAGAGACAGAGAUGGACAUGGGCCUGAGUUCUGCAAGCACAUGGAAAGGAUCAACACAGCCACUGGGACCAAAAUAACUGUCUACCACAGCUUCACCGACGAGGUCGACCUGUAUCGGCAACACUGGUGGAAAUGCGAUGGCCCCUGCCAGCAUCGAAAGCCUUACUUUGGAUUCGUGAAGAGGGCCAUGAACCGGGCCCCGUCGGCCAACGACCCCUGGUGGGGAGAUCACCAGAGGACCUGUGGUGGGACUUACAACAAGGUGAAGGAGCCCGAAGGCUACGGGAAGAAGAAAGGCAAGGCAGAGUCUGGAAAGGCACAGUCUGGCAAGGAUAAGAUGGCAGAGGGGAAAAAGCCAGUGGGGAACGCAAAACCAUCUAGCACAACCACAGCCAGUUCCGGGUCGCAGGACAUCAGAGACAUGAUCCCAUUUAGUGGGAAGGGCGUUCUUCUCGGGGGGUCACAGCCCUCCUCUUCUCCAAAAUCACCAGAGCCUGUUUGGAAAAGACCUUUCCCUAGCCCUGUUUCCUCUCCCAAACGACCCCCAUUCUCACCUCCACCCCGAAACAAACUUGGCUCUCCCACGGAUGCCUUUCUGGAUUCUCUGGGCAAGAACAGUUCUGGCACCUUGCCCCUAAAUAAGCCGCCCACAAAGCACUCUGUGGGCAACACCAAGUACUUUGUCAGCAUCAAUGGCUCGCCGGUUAGAGUACCCAAACCUAACCGUGGCAACGUUGGACCAGGGUCCGCCAAGCAACACACCCCCGGAGGACACAUUCUAAAUGCUAAGCAGAAGUCUGUGAAAGAGCUUUUUGAUAGUUUCAGCAUAACUGAGAGCCCGAAGCCCUUAACAGACAGCAAUGGAAAAACUCCCUCAUCAUCCAGACAACAGGUCAAUCCUCCAUCUACCCUCUCAAAGUAUCCAUCCGGUGCUCCCACAAUGUCAAAACCGAGCCCUACCAAACCGAGCCAGUCCAAGUAUUUUGGCAGUCAGGGUGCGGCUGGAGCUGCCUCCGUUUCUGCAGUCCCCUCCAGGAAGAGGUCGUGGGACGAGCGCGCUGGCACUCCUAAUCUCUUAGACUUCUUCAGCAAAAAGGCUGGAGGCUCGGGGUUACCCCAUGGCCAGGCGAGGGUAACGGGAAGCGGGGCCUCCGCUGCGUCCGGUUCCUCUGGAGAGCACCAAAAAACUGCCACUGCCACAGUAACCAGCAGCACCGGCACCACUUCCUCGUCACACUUACCGUCGUCUUCUGCUGCGUCGUCCUCGUCCACUGCACUGCCUAACACCAGCUCUUCCUCCUCUGUCCCUCUACCGCUGAUGGUCAGCUGCCCUGUGUGCCAAGUAAAGGUACAGGAGUCCAAGAUCAAUGAGCAUCUCGACUCCUGUCUUUGUUAAGGAGGGCGGUGAAUGUGGACAGAAUGUGGACAGAAUGUUGAUACAUUGUUGUAUCACUCCUGACUUCCGAUGAGUAAAAAUACAAGUUGGCAGAUUCUUUGUUCUUGACCAACUGUUUCAUUCAGGGAGUUGCCGUAGAACCAUUUUGGUUCUACUGCAGGUAAGCUCUUAAUGAAGUAGAGAGGUACUUCAUAAGAGUGCUAGUAAUAAUAAGGCGUAUAGGCACACCAUUUUUGCGUUUGGGAUUGUUUUAGUUUGUGCUUUUAUUUAAUUGUAUUAAAAUGAAGAGAUUGCCUUUGUUAACUACAACUUGAGUGCUGUUCUGAAAGACUGUGUCUUUAGCCUUACAACCAAAUAAUCUUCAGUUCAUUGAUGCCUCCUAUAAUAAUAUUAUGGCUAAGAGAUAGCACCAGAUUAAAAAUCAAUGUCUUCCAAAGUUCAUGCCUCGAUUGGAACUAAAUAACGGAAAAUAUAUUAUAUAUAAUUCAGCCUCUGCUGUAGCGCAAACUAUAUCUACCUCUCUUAACGGUUAAAAGGAGUGUUGGGACUGCCAUUCUCAUAGAUUUGCUGAUCUGUAGCCGGCAAAGGGGAUGUUUCACUGCUCAUUUUGGUGCUAUCACAUUUCAACCGGGCCAGCUAUGGUAUCCGCUUCCUUUGCCCAUAAGAAUUCCCAGUGCAUUCUGCUUUGGCAAGCAUUCGCAAGGGCGUGUGCAUCUGACCUUGAUGGGCAAUGAAUGAGGAUGUGCCAGUUGAAUUUAAUCAUUCCCAUUUAAAGUAUUUAAAAUGUUACUAUGUGGUUAAAAGGUUUUAUAGUGGAAAUUCUCCUCACUCUUUUUUGUGGAGGGCAAAUUAUUGCAUUGCUACAGAGGAUUUGAAUGCUACUUAUUAUAUGUUGUUUUGCAAUACAUAUUUUUAGAUCUAUUGAAUUCCUAAGCAAAUAAAAGUUUGUUUUAAACUUU